AUGGCAACGUUCAAACCUCUCGUUCCACCCCAUAUCAUCCCACACAAUGCCACAAAUCCCAAUGCUGCAACGCCUAUUCCAGGCACCCGCCCCUCCCUCUCACCCGCCUUCCGCGAUAACUUGACACUCUCCAGCUGGCUGCUGGUGGGCGGUCUCCUCCAGGGCCUGAGCCUGCUAACCCUCGGCCCAAUCACCCUCCUCCCCACGGCCCUCAUCCUCCUCUACCGGGCCAUCGACACCCUCCUAAUAACCUUCAAGCUCACCCGCAACCGGUACCUCGACGGUGUGGUGCACACCAAAUGGAGUCCCCAAAUCCCCUACCCAGACGGCACUUUCGGGCACGAGCCCUCCCGCGAUCAAAUCGUAGUCUUCCACCUCGGCGCACGCAGCAACCACCCCCUCGGCCUAUUCGCCCCGGGCAUGAAAGCGCUCGGCGAGCACUUCGAAGCCAUGAUCGACGAGAUGUGCGCCGACCCGCAGAAAUCUGGGCUCCUAGGGACGUCCCGCUGGAUCAAGCAGGAUGAUGCCGCGGGCAAUGACACGAUGACGGUAUUCUACCUACGCGAUUUUGAGUCGCUACAUCGGUUUGCGUAUGGCGAGGUGCAUAUGGACGGUGUCCGGUAUUGGAAUCGGAUUGUCAGGGACAGUCCGCAUAUUGCGAUUUACCAUGAGACUUAUGUGGUGCCGCGCGGGCAUUGGGAGGCUAUUUAUAUUAAUAGUAAGCCUACUGGGUUGGGGGAUAUGUGGUUCCCGUUCAAGGAGAAGGGGGAGGAGAAGGAGGAGGAGGAGGAGGAGGGGAAGGGUGAGACGCGUGGAUUUAUUCGGCCGAUUGUGGAUGCGAGGACGGGCAUUUUGCGGUCGAAGAAUGGGCGCAUGUCGACGGCGAAGAUGGAGGAGGUGAGGGAGUAUGAUCGGAAUUAUGGAGAUGCUUAUUCGGGGUGA
Molecule: messenger RNA, 942 nt
Organism: Penicillium brasilianum
Lineage: Eukaryota; Fungi; Ascomycota; Eurotiomycetes; Eurotiales; Aspergillaceae
Source: the annotation of a GenBank genome assembly